CCUGGCCUGACAAGCCACCUGAGACCCAGCCAACAGAGAUUGCUGAUUUCUUCCUGGAGCAAGAGAUCCCCUGUUGCUCAGCAUGGCUCAGACCAGCACAUGCUUCAUCCUCCUCUCCUGCCUGACAUUCCUGUCUCUGAGCCAAGGCGAGGAGAUCCACACAGAGCUGCCCAAAGCCCGGAUCAGCUGCCCGGAAGGCACCAAUGCCUAUCGCUCCUACUGCUACUUCUUUAAUGAAGACAAAGAGACCUGGACUAAUGCAGAGCUCUACUGCCAGAACAUGCAUUCCGGCAACCUGGUGUCUGUGCUCACCCAGGCAGAGGGUGCCUUCGUGGCUUCCCUGAUUAAGGAAAGCAGCACUGGGGACUGCAACGUCUGGACUGGCCUCCAUGACCCUAAGAAGAACCGCCGCUGGCACUGGAGCAGCGGGUCCCUGGUCUCCUACAAGUCCUGGGACACUGGAGCCCCAAGUAGUUCCAAUCCUGGCUACUGUGCCAGCCUGACUUCAAGAUCAGGAUACAAGAAGUGGAAGGAUGAGAAUUGUGAGUCAACAUUCUCCUUUGUCUGCAAAUUCAAAAACUAGAGGCAGCUGGGAAAUAAAUAUCUACAACUGGUCCUGCAAUUA
Messenger RNA from Otolemur garnettii (small-eared galago), 625 nucleotides. RefSeq names its product lithostathine-1-beta. Bases 83 to 583 code for a protein of 166 amino acids. The transcript has 6 exons. Gene Ontology annotation, biological process: antimicrobial humoral immune response mediated by antimicrobial peptide; response to peptide hormone; positive regulation of cell population proliferation. The record is from RefSeq and is a predicted model, not a curated record. Gene Ontology annotation, molecular function: oligosaccharide binding; peptidoglycan binding; signaling receptor activity. Lineage: Eukaryota; Metazoa; Chordata; Mammalia; Primates; Galagidae.